AUUAAUCGUGCAACGAGGAGAUCGCAUGGUCACUUAUCUUGGUGCGUUCAGUCGAGCGAGUUAUCAAGAGUGAACGCCCGUGCAAUUCUAGAUUGCAUGGGCUCGAGCCAAAGGGGAAAAUAGUAAUCAUAAGAGGAGGAUACAAGGUAUGAAAAGUAUAGAAAAAUAGAGGAAAGAAACUACUGAUGAGGAGGAGAAUAGACUUGUGCCUUGCACACGCUGGACGUGAGCUGUUUGAAAGAGAAAAAGAAACACCGCAAAAUACAGUAUGGUGGAGAGAUAAGCAGUAGAUGUAUAUAAUGCUGUUUCAUAGAUCGAGUCACGGAAUGAUUACGGUAGUACCAAGCGAUAAGUAGACAUCCGAAGGAGGUACUUGAAGUAACGAGCAUCAGAGGAAAUAGAAGAAGUCGACUAAAAAUGAUGCUAUGAAAGUGGAAAAAGGAAAGGAGACUCAAGAAACUCGUUCAGGAGAACCGCAAAGGCGAAAGAUGAAGAAGGAGCAACUGCAGGAGAUAUUAUGGACUUCUAUCGAGUACUGUAAAUACGCGGGGAGAAGGAGGUCGAUAAGAGUGACUUCAGCAGAAGAGAGAAAAAGAUGAAGAGUGAGUAUAUUCACUCCUUGUGGUGCAUUGCUGGCGUGGAACGUAAGCAAUGAAGAAGAAAAGACAUGAGACAUCGCAACAACAUAUGAGACAAACGAAGACAGACAAACGGUGACGAUGGCUUAGUGUGGGCGCGUGUCUGGCAGCUGCCGCUUACAGGUGGUGUGCUUGCUUGGGAACCAAGCUCCACGGCGCGUUCCCACGGAAGGCUCGUCCCCCAUCACCGAACCCUGGUGUUUCCCCUCUAUCCAUCCCCACUUUAUCCCUACUAGCUCCUCACUAUAAAAGUCUCCGCACUACCGACAAAUUCACAUUUCUACUCUGCCUCUCGUACGGUGCAACUCGAUACUUCGAGACACACCACGCGCUUAUUCCAAAUUCAUUCAUCUUUUCUCAGAGUAGUAUUUGACUAUUAGUCGACAGUGUUUACGCGCACUCGCUAUCAAAACACUUCGAGUAGUGAUUAUCUCAUUAGUUAACACUUGAGUGAUUGUCAUUGUGAUCUACACUUAUUCACGUGUAAUAUCACAAUUCAGUGAUUAAUCAAUCCAAGGAUAUACUUCGAUCAAGACUCAUUCAACUAUCAACAUGCAAAUGCACGAACAAAUGAUGAUCGUCGAUGGACAAGAACAACCCAUCUCCAGAACCUAUCAAUACAGAAAGGUUAUGAAACCAAUGCUUGAACGCAAACGUAGAGCACGAAUCAAUCGUUGCCUAGAUGAACUCAAAGAUUUGAUGGUUGCUGCAUUGGCUGGUGACGGUGAAAAUGUUGCUAAACUGGAAAAAGCUGACAUUCUCGAGUUAACUGUUCGUCAUCUACACAAACUUCAACGUCAACAACGUCUCUCAGCUAAUCCAGUGAUUGAUGCUGAUCGAUUCCGUGCUGGAUACACACAUUGUGCUAAUGAAGUUAGUCGGUGUCUAGCUGAAACUCCAGGAGUUGAUGUUGCUCUUGGUACCAAACUCAUGACACAUCUUGGACACAAACUCAUCUCCAUGGAUAAAACUGGACCUUUGACCAUCCAUGUGGCAGCGCCUCAACCAUCACCUUCUGACAGUGAAUCAUCGAAUUCUGAAUACUCCAUGCCAUUGACACCUGCAUCCAGUCAACCAUCUCCAGCAGUUCGAUCAGAAAUUGACACCUCAAUCGCUACCUCAACUCAUCAAGGACUUCUCCAAGUAGCUAAACCAACUGAAUCAGUCUGGCGACCCUGGUAAAUACUUUAAAACAACUACAUUGAGAACAAUGACCCAACGGUCACAUUCUCGACAAGAGCCAAACUUCUCAGGGCAAGUAGCCAACAGGAAAAGCCACAAUAAAUAAUUAAGUCUCCGGAAUAAAUACAAAAACUCAACUAAAAGCUACUAUAUCGUCUACUAAAUUGAUCAAAAAGUUAACAGAAGCUGGACGAUCGGACUGUGAUGUGAAUAGAUUUCUUCAACGCAAGACGGUGAAAAUAAGAGAUCUAUAGAAGCAGAUAUUAAUCAUUAUCCUAAGAAUUUUAUCAAGUUUGUUACAAUAGAAUUAGGUAAAUUCAAGCGGCCAUUAUCUAGUCAAUGAUAAUGAAAAAAAAAUUAUAUCAGUCGUGAUUGUUUUUAAAACAAUUUUAAAAAGUAACUUAAAUAGUCAUAUGAUUGACAACAUAAUGAUCGCUUAAAACACCUAGAAUUGCUCAAAUCAAUUAUUCAUAAAAGAUAAAUACCAAGGAUAUGAUUCUUAAAAUAGCAAAUCAUUCGAAUAGAAUUAUAGGAGAGAUUAAGACACUCUGAUCUCGAUAAUAACAAGGCCACUUUUUGUAUUAAUGCCAAGUGGUUGAGCUUUAAUUUAGUUUAUAUUGUAGGAUUAGAUUUUUUCUUACAUUUUUGUAUUGUUUAUUUCAUACUUUUAUAAAUGAGUUUUCUAAUUUUACAGUUUUGGCGCAUAAAGUUUAUAUAAGUAAUGUAAAGUAAUUAGUGAAGUUAUCAUUAUUGUUAAAUACAUAAUUGAGCGAGUGCAAUUUUUAAUCGAAGCGCCAAAACUUUAAUAUGUGCCUCGCCUCGGUCUAAUAUGAAACAAUGUUAUCUUUUUCUCAUGAAAAAUCAAUCAUUGGAUCCUUUCAAACCUAAACGUCAUUUUUUGUUAAAUUAUUCAUGAAAUGAAAAUGACCGAGUAGAGGAUCUUGUGAUAGAGAAACCAGUACCUGUGAUAUAGAUUUAAAUGUAAGAAAGUUGCUGACGAAAGAUGUUAAUUUUUUUAAAAUAAAAACAUUAAAUUUGAUUAUU
Molecule: messenger RNA, 2864 nt
Organism: Chelonus insularis
Lineage: Eukaryota; Metazoa; Arthropoda; Insecta; Hymenoptera; Braconidae
Product: enhancer of split m7 protein-like
Exons: 2
Coding region: 1191-1820 (209 amino acids)
Biological process (GO): regulation of neurogenesis; regulation of transcription by RNA polymerase II; anterior/posterior pattern specification
Cellular component (GO): nucleus
Molecular function (GO): DNA-binding transcription factor activity, RNA polymerase II-specific; protein dimerization activity; RNA polymerase II cis-regulatory region sequence-specific DNA binding
Source: RefSeq, a predicted model, not a curated record